Amborella trichopoda is the source of this 1098-nucleotide messenger RNA. RefSeq names its product ATPase complex subunit. NCBI's taxonomy places the organism in Eukaryota, Viridiplantae, Streptophyta, Magnoliopsida, Amborellales, Amborellaceae. Gene Ontology annotation, cellular component: mitochondrial inner membrane. Gene Ontology annotation, biological process: mitochondrial proton-transporting ATP synthase complex assembly. The record is from RefSeq and is a predicted model, not a curated record.
GCUGUUGAAAGGGGAGGAAUCAGGGAAAGAUCGCGCUCAUUUUCGCGAAAUUGCAUUUGAUGAGCUUUUCUGCAAAAUCAAUAUUUAGAAGGAGAAAAUGUUGAGGAGAAGGCUCUCCUCUUCCUUAAUCUACUCUGCACAUUGCUAUUCGAUUGCCCGGUGCUUAUCUUUCGAUAAUGGCUGCCUUCGUUCUGAUGCCCCCUCUCUCAUCGCCCGACCUUCUCCUCGCUUCUUCGAUAUCUAUCGGUUUGGCAAUAAAGAGGCCAUCAAGAAGGAGCGCGAGAGACUAUCAGAUGAAAUGAAUAGAGGUUACUUUGCAGACAUGUCUGAGUUAAAAAAACAUGGUGGUAAGAUUGGGAUGGCAAAUAAAACAAUAGUUCCAUCUAUGGUGGCUAAAAAGUUUCCUGCACUGGAUGUCGAGUUCUCAAAUGGUAGAAAGAUAAAGCUACCCAUUGCAUAUGAAGAGAAAGAGUCGAACGCCAAUCAAAUGGCCAUUCCCCAUUCAUCUUUACUAUGCCUUCACUUUCGUGCAAGCUCUCAGGCAAUGAUUGAUUCUUGGAGUAAACCUUUUGAGGAUGCAUUCAGCAAUUCAAGAAAUGUCCAAUUAUAUGAGGUAUCUUUUAUCGACUCUUGGUUCUUAUCAUUGAGCCCAAUUAGAAGUUUACUGCUUAGAACAAUGAGAAAAUCUGAUUUUGAUAGUGAGAAGCAAACCCUUCAGAAGCAGAUGGUUUAUUCUUUUGGUGAUCACUACUAUUUUAGGAAGGAACUUCAAAUUUUGAAUCUUCUCACUGGGUAUAUAUUUUUGUUAGACCGGUUUGGAAGAAUUCGAUGGCAAGGUUUUGGGUUGGCUACACAAGAAGAGGUGACCUCACUUGUUUCAUGUACUUCCCUAUUGUUAGAAGAGAAAUAAGAUCUGUGGGCUCAACCAAUUUGAAGUCGCGUAAAAUAGGAGAGAACUUGAUCCUACCAUCCAACUACGUUCCUUGUUUCAAAUAAUGUACUAACUUUAAAAUUUAUGUAUUAUCUUUUGGGUUGAAUGGUCUGUAUCUUAAUUUUAAAUUGUGAAAAAGCUGAUGAAAGUUGUUUUUUUUUGGCUAA